AUGGCGGCUGUUGCUGCAAAGCCACACGUUUUGGUGGCCUGUGCCUUGCUGCUCCUCGCUGUGGGGUGCCAGGCCAGCCCUUUCUGGCCACUGGAGAUCGGCUACUACCACGACAAAUGCCCCCAGGCGGAGGCUGUCGUCAAGGGCGUCAUGGAGAAGGCCAUCUCUCAGAACCCCGGCAAUGGCGCCGCCAUGAUCCGCAUGCUCUUCCACGACUGUUUCGUCGAGGGCUGUGAUGCUUCCGUCCUCCUGGACCCGACCCCGUUCAGCCCGACGCCGGAGAAACUCAGCCCGCCGAACGACCCUACCCUACGCGGCUUCGAGCUGAUUCGAGGCGGCCUGCCCGGGCGUCGUCUCAUGUGCUGA
Triticum turgidum subsp. durum (durum wheat) is the source of this 366-nucleotide messenger RNA. NCBI's taxonomy places the organism in Eukaryota, Viridiplantae, Streptophyta, Magnoliopsida, Poales, Poaceae. The record is from the annotation of a GenBank genome assembly.